UCUGAUUAUGCUUCAUCGCUUGUUACUUUUGAAACUACGGGUUCUAGCAGGUUCUGUACUAAUGGUGUACUAGGAGGCGAUGUGGCUACACUAUUAGCCCAGUGACCUUGCGCGAUAUGGGUCGACAGGCUUAUUUGAACCGGCUCGCUUUGGGCCGGUCCCCAUACGAAGCUCCCGACAAUGCGGCAGUUGACCCCUCCAGUCCAGUCCGACGGAUCUCCAACGUCCAUGCAGACAAUUAUAUGCAGCAAUAUGAUACUCGAGGGCACCCUGUUAAUCCCGAGUCCAGAAUCCUCGGGAAAGACCUCCGAAGAGCAAAGAAUGACAUUCUUUCGACAAUGGGAAUUGUCGUCAGUGGAGAAGACCGAAACUCUAGUAUCCCGAAUGAACAGCAAAAGGUCAACCAGAUUGCGAGUGAAAAUGACUUCGGACUGGUCAUAACAACUCUCGAUCAACUGUUCAUCUUCUUCGGUACCUGGUGGACCUCUUCAGUCACCGGUCGAGUACAGACUUACCGGCAUUAUGCCCAUUCCGCAUUAAUCAGUGUCGUACAGUCUGAGAGAGAUACCGCAGGGAUUCUUAACUUUUAUUUUUCGGGAAUUCCUGCCUGGGCAAUGUCCAGUGGGUUGGCGAUAGCUCGUGAAACCCCGCUAAAACGGGUGUUUGUCUCUCUCCGGGACUACGCCCAGACUUUGACAGGCGACUCACUCGGUGUUCGUUCUCUUUUCGGGCUUUUAUAUACGGCGGCGAGAAAUUCUGUGCUCAUGUUGUCUAUGGAGUUCUACAUGUACUCCACACUCCAAUCUCUUUCCCUUGUGUCUCCAUAUGGCAUUCCCGGCUUGCAACUUCUGCUUCCCUUCAGCAGCGAAUCUUUGCUACAGCUGCCACCCUUGCCCACUGAUUUCUCCCCUCACUCACUGGGGACCUCGCUCGUGGAAUUGUUGAUCUCCCCUGGCGCUUUAGUGUUCCUCUAUGGCUACUACCUGCGACCAGAGCUUGAAGAGCGUAUCUAUCGGUUGAUCAGACGACACCUUCCAAAGCCAGCUCUUCCUGAUGAACUUUCAGUCCGCGUUGCCUUUGAAGAAAACCUGAUAGAGUGGGUAGUGCCCACCCUGGGCCGCAGAUCAGACGAAGAGUUACACCGCGGCAAGCUCACGCUAUUCGAAGACAUCAAGUUCGAACUGGCCAUUUUUCGAAGAUGGGUAUCAUCGCUUUUUGGAUCGAGAUCGAACCAAUCCCUAGAGCAGCAAGCUCUCCAGUCCUUUAGAGACGAGAGGAUUGAAAAUCUACGCCAUUCGAUUGAGUUGUUGCAAAAUGAACUUGACGGAGCCCAAGAAAACCUUGUUGCCGAAGAAGGGCCAAAUGGUCCUGUGCCUAGACCGCCGGGGAUCACUCCCUCAGCCCAGGUUGCCGCUCUUGCAUCACGAGCACGACCGCGGCCGCAGGAAGCAAGUCGACCCACGCAUUUGACUCAGGCAGAAUCAGUUAUUGGGUUGAAUCAGGUCCUUACAAAUGAAAAUCGUAUGUCUCAAUCGCCUGGGGAAAUGAGCAAUGACUAUUUCUCCGAGAUAGCUACUGCUGGACGGACGAGUCGUAUCUCGGCCACUUCAACCCCGCAGGACCAAACAGCCCCUUUGGAAAACGGUGAGGAUUUUGAUAUAGAUCGACAGAGCUCGCGAUCUAAUACUCUGUUUUCUCGCCCAUCAUCACCAGCGACAUCGCCUCCUACGUCGCCUCGCGUAAGAGCAUCCUUGAUUCACCAAAGCCCCGACGUUAUCACGAUGCAACUUGAGUUGAUGGGCAAUCGGAACCGCCACCCGCAGCUCCACGCUUCAAAUCCUACCCAGCUGAAUGCACCGGCACGCAAUGAUGUGUCAGGACCCAAUACAAAUCCAGACGCCAUGGACAGACGAUCCAUAGCCGAGUUCCUCGAGGCUCUGAUCUUAAGUCAGGCCGAACGCCAGGCCCAGCAGCCCCUAGCGGCAGCAGAUACGGACGGCCUCUCAAGUAUCACUGCCGGGCCAUCCAACACUACCCCACAAGACUUGGGUGCCCCUGAAUUAGACCCUCAAAUUCCAGCCCCAGAAACUCAAGCCACCGACGCUCCAACUUUAGAGUCAAUCGAGGAAGCGCUAGGGCCCAUCGUUCCCAACAUUCUCCCAGAUGGCGUGGAAGAACCAAAUGACGAAGAGCCCCCCAAUGAAUCAAACCCUGUCGCAGAUACAGACCAUAAUGAAGAAACCCAAUCCGAUACCCUCGUCCAGCCAAUUCUACCCUCUUCUCUGAUUCCCGGACAAAUGACAAACCCAUUGGCGCAAGUCCACCGGGUCACCCUUCUUUCGGCAUACCCAGUGGACUCCCUCGCAUCUCAUCUCGCUGCUGCAAUCAGCGGCAUCAUGCUCGCCCCGCUUGAAGCACUCUACCUUCGCUCAUUGACCAGAUCCUGGAUUAUAUCACACCCUUCCUCCGUUACCCGUCUCUCAGAUGUCCAUCCGUUGGGUCUUUGGUUUGGCGGAAGAACUUGGCCAGACAUAUGGGCCUAUUCCUGCCGACUCCUCCUCAUGAGAGGAAUGCAAGUUGCGAUGAGAGCCGGGAUUUGGGGGUUCCUGGUCGGCUCGACGAUGAGGAUAGGGAGGAACUUCUGUGGCUGGGGAACCUUGUGAUGAAUAAAAUAUAUGGGUGGUUGAUCUUAUUCGGCAAGUGCCUUUUCAUCUGAGGAUUAGCGUUCACACUUCCAAGGUUGCUAAGUUAUUCUGGCCUUGCCAAUAUCUAUCAUAGACCUCCAGGGCUGUUUGGUCCUAAAAAAAGCGUGGGGGUUUAACCUUGGAAGGUACGGAGUACAUAGUUUAGUAUGAAAAUUGAUUUUUAUUUCCUUCCGA
Messenger RNA from Penicillium samsonianum, 2879 nucleotides. RefSeq lists its product as uncharacterized. Bases 117 to 2663 code for a protein of 848 amino acids. The record is from RefSeq and is a predicted model, not a curated record. Lineage: Eukaryota; Fungi; Ascomycota; Eurotiomycetes; Eurotiales; Aspergillaceae. The transcript is spliced from 4 exons.